ACCUAUACAUAAUACUGCUAAUCCAAACAAAGCUGAUGAUGAGGAUUUGUGGUUCUUAUCUCCCGUGGCUUCUGUUCCUUUUUAUUAUUAUUCAAUAUUCAACUGGGUGUAGCGGCUGCUUUGAGAAUGAGAGAAAUGCCCUUCUGAGCAUAAAACACAGCAUUAUUUCUGACCCAUUAAGCUCUCUUUCCUCAUGGGGAGAUGAUGAUGAUGACUGCUGCAAAUGGAAAGGAAUUGGUUGCGAUAACACAACUGGUCAUGUUGUUGCUCUUACAUUGGGGAAUGGCUUAAGAGGUGAGAUCAACUCUUCGUUGCUUGAUUUACCGUUUCUCAAUUUCUUGGAUCUUAGUUCCAAUGAAUUUGAAAGAAUUCCGAGUUUCAUUGGCUCUCUGGACAAGUUGGUCUAUCUUAAUCUUUUUUUUAAUAAUUUUUCCGGGAAUGUCCCUCUUCAUCUCGGAAAUAUUUCUACUUUGAAAUAUCUUAACCUUGGUUCCUACUUUCAUUCUCAAUUAAUAGUUGACACCUUGGAGUGGAUUUCUCCUCUUUCUUCCUUGGAGUAUCUCAAUAUGGAUUAUGUAGACCUUCAUUCUGCUACAGAUUGGCUUCAGUCAAUUUCAAAGCUUUCUUUGCUGAGAACACUAAGCCUAUCUUCCUGCUACCUUCCAAGUCCCCCAUCAUCACUUUUGCACAUCAACUCUUCUAGCUUCCUACAACACUUGUCUUUACAGGAUGGAAAUAUAGCAACUUUUCCCCUACUGAAUUUGUGGCUAAACCAAAGCUACUUCCUUGAAUCUCUUGACCUCUCCGGUAAUUCUUUGGUAGGUGGCGAUAAGGACAUCAAAUUCUUGAGGAACCUUGGCAAUUUGAAAACUCUGGAUUUAUCAUUUAAUUCUUUUUCUUUCAACUUUUCACAACCGAUUUUAGGUUCUGAGAAAUUGAUAGAAAAGUUGAAAUUAAAUGAUAACAAAAUUGUCGGAUCCAUCUCUGAAAUCAGCUUCUCUAAUUUUACCAAAUUGGAUGAGCUCAUCCUGUCUGAUAACUCUUUGACAGUGAAUUUAGACACCCACUGGAUUCCCCCAUUUCAGUUAAGCAGUCUACGCCUCAGAUCUUGUGAGUUGGGCCCCAAAUUUCCUAAUUGGAUCCAGACACAGACAAAACUGAAUAUCCUUGAUAUCUCAAAUAAUGGAAUUUCAGAUCUCAUUCCUCAAUGGUUCACCAACCUAUCCAACUUAGAAUAUUUGACUGUUUCUCAAAAUAGAAUUCAAGGAAAAUUACCAAAUCUACCACCAUUAGUUUUCAUAGUAGACUUUAGUAGCAAUUUGCUAGAAGGUCCUAUACCAAAAAAUUAUUCAAAAAUAUCAACACUGAACCUUUCCAAAAACAAGCUUUCUGGAACCAUUUCAGUUAUGUGUACAAAUACUUCUAAAUUGUAUUUUAAACUUGACCUUUCAAACAAUUUCUUUACAGAGAAAAUUCCUGAAUGUUUGUGGAAAUUGAAUGACUUGAAUAUGUUAAACUUGGCAAAUAAUUACUUCUUUGGUGAAAUCCCCUUAUCCAUAGGACACUCAAAAAUUAUGAACUCACUACAUUUGAGAAACAAUAGGUUUUAUGGGGAAUUUCCUGAGUCUCUAAAAAAUUGCACUUUAUUGAUUGUUUUGGAUCUCGGAAAUAAUUAUUUAACUGGGGGUAUUCCUGCAUCGAUCGGGGCAAGCUUAAAAUUGUUGGAGAUCCUUUGCCUGGAUUCAAAUGAACUAAAAGGAUCAAUCCCAAAUAAUAUCUGCCAACUUCAAUCCAUUCACAUAAUGGAUUUGUCUUCAAACCAUUUUUCUGGAUCCAUUCCAACUUGCUUCAAUUCAUUAAUGACUACAAAUGAUGAGUUGAUGCCAGAGGAGUAUUUUGAUACGUUUGAAGAUCCUCUCGAAGAAGUGUUCUUUGAUUAUGAAUGGCUUAUGUGGAAGGGUAUAAAGGAGGAGUAUGGUAAGAACCUCAAAUUCAUGAAACUCAUUGAUCUCUCAAGCAAUAAAUUGGUUGGAGAAAUCCCAGCUAAGAUAACUGAUUUGCAUAUGCUUAAUUCACUAAACCUGUCAAGAAACAAACUGACCGGAUCCAUCCCAGAUAAGAUUGGUGAGAUGAGGUCGCUAGAGAGUCUCGACCUGUCAAACAAUCAACUUUCUGGAGCAAUACCACCGAGCCUUGCUAGUAUAUCAUUUCUUGCUCACUUGGACUUGUCGAACAACAAUUUGUCUGGUUGUAUUCCACUCGGCACUCAGUUGCAAGGAUUCAGUGAGGCUUAUCAGGGAAAUUCAAAGCUACGAGGGCCUCCACUUCCAACAAACUGUCAUAGAGAUGAACCUAGAAAUGCUCCACAACAAGGGGGAAUUGAUGAAAUUGAAGAAGAUGAAGGAUGGAUAAUUUGGGGCUUUGACUUCUUUGUGAGUUUGAUACUUGGAUUCAUUCUUGGUUUUUGGGGAGUAUGCGGAACCUUAAUACUCAAGCGUUCUUGGAGACAUGCAUACUUCCAAUUUUUAGAAGACAAAAAAGAGAAGAUUUGCACUGCCAUUGUGGUCCUUGGAGCCAAAUUGAAGAGAGGCAUGAGAGCUAACUAGCUCGAUUGAAGUAAAAGGAUCAACUCAUCUCCUUGAGCUGCAGGAAGUACGAAGACCAUUGGAGUACCUCCGAUCCAUGUCAUUCUAAAUAAAGUUCAAUCAUGUGUAUUUGUGUGUUUGUAUUCAUAUUUCAAGUCAUAUAAUUCUAUUUUGUUCUGUAUUGUGUAUAUUGAGGUUCUACUAUAUAUCAUCGUAGCCUGUCUUGUAAGGUGGACUAUUGACAUAAAGUUCAUUUUAAAUA
Messenger RNA from Ipomoea nil (Japanese morning glory), 2847 nucleotides. RefSeq names its product LRR receptor-like serine/threonine-protein kinase GSO1. NCBI's taxonomy places the organism in Eukaryota, Viridiplantae, Streptophyta, Magnoliopsida, Solanales, Convolvulaceae. The transcript is spliced from 2 exons. The record is from RefSeq and is a predicted model, not a curated record. The coding region runs from base 36 to 2606 and encodes 856 amino acids. Gene Ontology annotation, molecular function: protein binding.